Molecule: messenger RNA, 1861 nt
Organism: Myotis lucifugus (little brown bat)
Lineage: Eukaryota; Metazoa; Chordata; Mammalia; Chiroptera; Vespertilionidae
Product: ATP-dependent RNA helicase DDX55-like
Exons: 13
Coding region: 1-1641 (546 amino acids)
Cellular component (GO): nucleolus
Molecular function (GO): nucleic acid binding; ATP binding
Source: RefSeq, a predicted model, not a curated record
AUGACGCGCGUCUGUGAGUUACCCUCAUGGCAGGCGCUGUGGAGAGCCGCGGGGACGAGCCGACCCACGCCCUUGUCCCCCCUCAGGUCACGGGCAGCGGAAAGACCUCUCGCCUUCGUCAUCCCCAUCCUGGAGAUCCUCCUGCGGAGGGAGGAGCCGCUGAAGAGGAGUCAGGUUGGAGCCAUAAUCAUCACACCCACCCGAGAGCUGGCUGUUCAGAUAGAUGAGGUCCUGUUGCAUUUCACGAAGUCCUUCCCGCAGUUCAGCCAGAUUCUCUGGAUCGGAGGCAGGAAUCCCGGAGAAGAUGUCUCGAGGUUUAAGGAACACGGAUCAGAAAGUGUGGACAAUGUUAACUUCAUUGUGGCGACGCCAGGCCGCUUGGAGGACAUGUUCCGGAGGAAGGCCGAGGGCUUGGACCUGGCCAGCUGCGUGAGGUCCCUGGAUGUCCUGGUGUUGGAUGAGGCAGACAGACUUCUGGACAUGGGGUUCGAGGCCAGCAUAAACAGCAUCCUGGGGGUUUUGCUCAAGCAGAGGAGAACGGGCCUGGUUUUGGCCACCCAAACGCAGGAGGUGGAGAACCUGGUGUGUAAGGCAGAUGAGAAGUUUAAUCAGCUGGUCCAUUUCCUUCGCAAUCAUAAGCAGGAAAAGCACCUGGUCUUCUUCAGCACCUGUGCCUGCGUGGAAUACUACGGCAAGGCCCUGGAGGCGCUGGUGAAGGGCGUGGAGAUCAUGUGCCUUCACGGGAAGAUGAAGUUCAAGCGCAACAAGAUCUUCAUGGGCUUCCGCAAGCUGCAGAGCGGGGUCUUGGUGUGCACGGACGUGAUGGCCCGCGGCAUAGACAUCCCCGAGGUGAACUGGGUGUUGCAGUACGACCCCCCCAGCAGUGCCAGUGCCUUCGUGCAUCGCUGUGGCCGCACUGCGCGCAUCGGCCAUGGUGGCAGCGCACUGGUGUUCCUCCUCCCCAUGGAAGAGUCCUACGUCAACUUCCUCGCAAUCAACCAAAAGUGCCCCCUGCAGGAGAUGCAGCCACAGAAGCACACGGCGGACCUCCUCCCGAAGCUGCGGGCCAUGGCCCUGGCCGACAGGGCCGUGUUUGAGAAGGGCAUGCGGGCCUUCGUGUCCUUCGUCCAGGCCUACGCCAAGCACGAGUGCAGCCUCAUCUUCAGACUCAAGGAUCUGGACUUUGCUGCCCUGGCGCGAGGCUUCGCUCUGCUCAGGAUGCCCAAGAUGCCGGAGCUGAGGGGAAAGCAGUUUCCAGACUUCGUGCCCGUGGACGUCAACACGGACACCAUUCCAUUCAGAGAUAAGAUCAGGGAGAAGCAGAGGCAGAAACAGCUGGAGCAGCAGAGGAAGGAGAAGACAGAAAACGAAGGGAGGAGAAGAUUCGUGAAAAAUAAAGCUUGGUCGAAGCAGAAGGCCAAAAGGGAGAAGAAGAAAAUGAACAAGAAAAGGAAAAGGGAAGAGGGCUCUGACCUGGAGGACGAGGACAUGGAGGAACUUCUGAAUGACACGCGGCUCCUGAGGAAGUUUAAGAAAGGCAAGAUCACUGAGGAGGAGCUGGAGAAGGGCCUGCUGACGAGUGCCAGAGGGCCGAUCAGGACAGCGGGUUUGGGGACCUCGGAUGUGGAGGGGGACGGCUGAUUGCGGGGCCUCAGGUGAGCGGGGGGCGAUCAGGACCUGGCAGGCGGGCUGACGUGCAGGCGGGGGAGGAGGUGGGAGGGGCUCUCACGUCCUGAACGUUUUACUACAGACAUACCAGCCUGAGUCCAACAGGAGGUGCAAGUUAUUUGGUGUAAAUAAUAGAUGUCAAUAUUUAUUUGAUGGGUCGCUUAUAAUUAAAGAGCUCAUUUUUCUGGGCCUA